This is a messenger RNA of Neltuma alba, 1620 nucleotides long. RefSeq names its product dolichyl-phosphate beta-glucosyltransferase. The record is from RefSeq and is a predicted model, not a curated record. Gene Ontology annotation, cellular component: endoplasmic reticulum membrane. The transcript has 11 exons. The coding region runs from base 279 to 1286 and encodes 335 amino acids. Gene Ontology annotation, biological process: protein N-linked glycosylation. NCBI's taxonomy places the organism in Eukaryota, Viridiplantae, Streptophyta, Magnoliopsida, Fabales, Fabaceae.
CUGCAACCGCUUCCACCACGGCGCCGCGUCCCUCGUCCUUCUCCUCCAUGCGUCAGGGUUUCCAGUGCUGCAGUUAGCCUUCGGUUCCUCACAUCAUUUGUUCAAACCUGCGACCGUGGAUCAGAGUCCAAAUUAAUGCAAUUUUUCUGAUCCAUGCUGGUUUGCUUCAAAUGAUAUUGGACUGAAUUCAACACUUCAAUUGUAGGCUGACCUAUUUCAUACAUAAUAAGGGCAACAUAUAUACAAUAACUGCUGCAACCUGUACAGCACCCGAAGGAAUGGAAUCUCUGUGGACAAUGGUUGAUCUUUUUGUGAUGUUAUUCCUGGUUGCAGUAGUAGGAUUUGCCUCUGCAAUAGUCUUUGAAGCAUAUAGAAGAAGAAAUAACCAUGAGCAUGUUGAAGGUGCGGCUAUUUUUGAGGAUCCCAAUUCAUUGAAACAGGUUCCUUGCCCACACAUUGUUGAUCCAGCAACGAAGUAUAUGUCUUUAAUAAUUCCUGCAUUUAAUGAGGAGCAUAGGCUUCCCGCAGCUCUUGAUGAAGCUAUGAAUUAUCUUCAACAACGUGCCUCAAAGGAUCCUUCAUUUUCAUAUGAGGUUUUGAUUAUUGAUGAUGGAAGUUCUGAUGGGACUAAAAGAGUAGCAUUUGAUUUUGUGAGGAAAUAUACAGUGGAUAAUGUGAGAGUUAUUCUUCUUGGAAAAAAUCAUGGCAAGGGAGAAGCAAUCAGAAAAGGAAUGCUUCAUUCACGUGGUGAAUUACUUCUGAUGCUGGAUGCUGAUGGAGCAACUAAAGUUACUGACCUAGAAAAGCUUGAAAAUAGGAUCCAAGCUGUUGCAAAACAAGAGUUUAAGAGCGGAGAUUCAGCCACUAGUGAUUCAAGUUUUAGAAUAUCUGAUAUCCCCAUUGCUGCGUUUGGUUCAAGGGCUCAUCUAGAGGAGAAGGCUUUGGCUACAAGGAAGUGGUACCGUAAUUUUUUGAUGAAGGGUUUCCAUCUUGUGGUUCUCUUGGCUGCUGGUCCUGGAAUUCGUGAUACCCAGUGUGGUUUCAAAAUGUUUACUAGGGCUGCAGCCAGAAAGCUUUUCACAAAUGUCCGCUUAAGGAGGUGGUGCUUCGAUGUUGAAUUAGUCUACCUAUGCAAAUGGUUUGGAAUCCCAGUUGCGGAAAUUUCUGUGAAUUGGUCUGAGAUUCCAGGAUCCAAGGUGAAUCUAUUGAGUAUUCCCAACAUGCUAUGGGAGCUUCUGUUCAUGUCUAUGGGAUACAGGUCUGGUAUGUGGAAAAUUUCUGCAUAAGCUUUUGUGCUGUACGUUAGUGUUUUAACAUCAGAUAUACAGUGUUAGAUUAUAAGAAAACAGAAGAUUAUUCACUCCCUUUUUAAGUCUUUGGGGCAACAACUAUAUUUAAAUGUUUAUAGGUGAAGCCUUAGCAUAACCUUCAGACUCAGACUCUAUUAGGUUUCGGCAGCAAGGUCUUAAUCUUUGAACGAGGUGGAGAUUUUGAACGAUUCAUAGUUGUUUGUGUUGAAUUAGAGGAAAGUAUUCUAACCACACUUGUUAAUCUUAUGUUUUUUGACGUUAGAAAAGGUUGCAACUGACCAAAGCGAAAAUAAGUGUUGGUUUGGUUUAA